This is a messenger RNA of Centruroides sculpturatus (bark scorpion), 611 nucleotides long. Its product is annotated as transient receptor potential-gamma protein-like. Bases 84 to 509 code for a protein of 141 amino acids. Gene Ontology annotation, biological process: regulation of cytosolic calcium ion concentration; calcium ion transmembrane transport; manganese ion transport. Gene Ontology annotation, cellular component: membrane; cation channel complex. NCBI's taxonomy places the organism in Eukaryota, Metazoa, Arthropoda, Arachnida, Scorpiones, Buthidae. The transcript has 4 exons. The record is from RefSeq and is a predicted model, not a curated record. Gene Ontology annotation, molecular function: protein binding; store-operated calcium channel activity; inositol 1,4,5 trisphosphate binding.
UAAAAAUCCAAAAAAGUCAAUUUCACAAAGUUAAAAAUAUUCCGGAUGUUCCUCACCAAAUAGUGUCCUUACCGGAAUUGGAUAUGACAGAAAGAAAAUUUUUUCAAUUUGUCAAGAGUGGAGACGUAAAUGAAUUAAGAACUUUCUUAUCGAAUAAUGAACUCAAUAUAAAUUGCGUUAAUUAUCAAGGUCUUUCUGCGCUUCAUAUCGCAGUCGAAAAUGAAAACGUCGAGAUGAUUCAGUUCUUACUUACCAUACCGGACAUAGACAUAAAGGAUUGUGUUCUUCAUGCCGUAUGCACAGGAAAUAUAAAAAUUAUAGAGAUGAUAUUGGAUUCUCUUAAGGAGAGAAAUUUGGAAUUUCAGAGUUGUUGUAAGAGCAUAGAAUUUGAUUACGGCAUGACACCUCUUAUACUGGCUGCUCAAAGAGGUUCUAUUGAAAUAAUUCGACUUCUGUUAAAAAGGAAUCACCGUAUACCCGAACCGCAUUUGCCUACAUGUAAAUAUUAAUUAAUAUAUUUAUUGAGCUGCAAUUUAAUAAACUGUAGUCCUACAAAUUCCCACUGUCGUCCGAUUGUCUGUCCGUCUGUCUUUCCUUAUUCUCGAGAACUG